Molecule: messenger RNA, 1567 nt
Organism: Hylaeus anthracinus
Lineage: Eukaryota; Metazoa; Arthropoda; Insecta; Hymenoptera; Colletidae
Gene: HSPBAP1
Product: HSPB1-associated protein 1
Exons: 4
Coding region: 352-1566 (404 amino acids)
Molecular function (GO): 2-oxoglutarate-dependent dioxygenase activity
Source: RefSeq, a predicted model, not a curated record
UAUCAAUUAAUUGCAAUGCAAUAUAAACAACCUUAACAUAUACAUGACGUUUCUUAACAAUAUGUAUGUAAGCUCGGAUGCUGUAUACUCUUAGUACGGUCCUGAACCAUGCUGAAACCACGGACAUGUUUCUAUGUACGUGAAUAUAGGAAUUUUUUUUGCAAGUUUUCCACAAAAAACGCUUCAUUGAUCGAUAGGUUUACUUCCCCUGAUUACGAAAUGCGUAAUCAUUAUGUGUUUCCCUCAUUACUGUGCCUGAAAAACGCGAAAAAUUGUUUCGUAGUUCACCUACAUUUCCUUGAUGGCGCUAGUUUACUUUCUGCGCACCUUUAAUGAAUAAUAAACACUAUAAUGGCAGAAAUUAAUUCACCGUCUGAAGAAGUGUUAAAACAAGCUAUUUUCGAUCUUAAAGAGCCGGUAUUAUUUCAACGAAUGCUACAGGAUGCAACAGGUGCAUAUACCUGGAAAUUAUUGAAUUGGAACUUGUCAGAACUUGCCAAAAAAUUUGGAGAUUCUAAGUUACCGUUUCGAGUCGGUUAUAAUGCUAAAUCGAAGUAUCCCCAAUGGGAGGUGAAUUGUCCAAUGAUUUCGAUGACAUUGUCAGACUUCAUUAGGAAUGUAGAUCUUAAUGAAAAUGAUAAAAAGUGGUACUACUUUGAUUAUAAGUAUAUGCAUGAAUGGUUUAAAGAUAAUCCAGAGGUAAUAGAUUCACUGAGUUGGAAAAGAUUUGGAUUUGACAAGAGUGGAUCUGAAUCUACUCUUUGGAUUGGAAACAAAGGUGCUCAUACAAAUUGUCACCAAGAUUCUUAUGGUUGCAACUUGGUAGCACAGAUUCAUGGAAGAAAACAAUGGUUAUUGUUUCCUCCAAGUUCAAGUAAUUUCUUACAUCCAACAAGGAUUCCUUACGAGGAAUCAACUGUAUAUAGUAAAUAUAAUUUCUUCUCUCCUUCCAAAGAAGAUGAGGUAGAGAUACUAAAAGUGCAACAAGCACCAAAACUGAUAACACUUGAGCCAGGGGAUGUAUUGCUAGUACCUGCUGGUUGGUGGCAUUACGUAGAAUCAUUGAAUUUUUCUAUUAGUGUAAACACAUGGUUACCAAUAAUAACAGAUAAUAUAUCACGAGUUAAAGAAGCUAUUGUUAAAUUAGUAGUAGCUAGAAUUGGCAAAGAUGUCUACAAUACAUCUGAUGAUGCUCACUGCAAUUUAUCUUAUUAUGUGAAAUUGCUCAGGGUUGCUCUUAACGAAUGUAAAAAUGUGGAAAGUAUGGAACAGUCUUGUAAAAAAACAAAGCAUACUACAUGGAUAGCAGAAGAUUUACAAGCACAAUAUCCAGCUUAUGUGAAGCUUCUUUCUGAACUUAAAACAACAGAAUUGGAGGAAUUUUUGAAAACUAAAAGAGAAAGAUUUUCUGAAAAUAUUACUGAAUUACAAGGACACUCUUCUGAAUCUUACAAUAACACUCAGAACACGUUUCCUUCUUGCGAACCAUUGUCUGAAGACAUUGUUAAUGCUUUUUGUCAUCCAGAUGUUGUUAAUAAAGUGGCAGAUUUGCUUCUAUCAUUGUAAA